AUGCUGCUUGAUGUUCUCAAUUUACAGACAAGCCUAGUGCUAACAUACUUACUUCUCUUUAAUUUCCUCGUGGAGUCUGAGCACGAGGCAGCGACUAGCAAUGGAAGCGCAGGUCCUCUGGGAAUUGCCAUCGUCGGUGCUGGAAUUGGGGGCGUGACUGCUGCUAUCGGGCUUCGUCGAAACGGCCACAUUCUCUACGAGAAAUCCCCUUUGGCCAACGAGUUCGGCGCUGCCGUCGGACUCUACCCCAAUGGCACCGGAAUCCUGCGGGCCUGGGGGAUCUUUGCAGAAACAUUCGGCGCGAAUUCCAUGAGCCGAUUCGUCGAGUACGCAAGGGACGGGAGUGUUCUACGCGAAUUCCCCGAGCCAAACUGGACAUGCUGGAAACAUCCCUCCCAGCUUGUUUACCGAGUUGCUCUCCACGAGGGUUUGAAGCAGAUUGCCACGUCUCCAGAUGGCCCUGGCACCCCCGCGAAACUCUUCACGUCGAGCAAGGUUGUGGCUGUCAAUCCGGAGCAGGGAACCGUUACCCUGGAGAACGGCACCGUGGCCACCGCGGAUGUCGUGGUUGGAGCCGAUGGCGUCUAUUCCACGACGAGAAAAUACAUUUGCGACACCCAGCUGGUUAGCUCUGGACAGGCCGCCUUCAGAUUCAUGAUACCUCGGUCGACAGCUGAGGCCGAUCCUGUCACAGCGCCACUUGUCAAAAAUCUUAUAAAUACAAUGUCAAGUUGGUCAGGGGGCGACCGGUGGCUUGUGAUGUACCCAUGCAAUGACAAUCAACUGUUGAACUUUGCUUGUAUCCAUCCCGGAUCCGAAUCACACGCGGUUCAAAGUGAUGAGUGGAACAAGCAGGCAUCCCUCGACCAGGUGCUCAAGGUAUACGACGAGUUCGAUCCUUCUGUCAAGGCAUUCUUGGCCAAGGCAGAUCCUUCAACCAUCAAAGUCUGGCAGCUGAUGGACAUGGACAAACCGCCCACAUGGGUCUCGGGGAAGCUGGCGCUUCUCGGGGACGCGGCACACCCCUUUACGCCCCGUAAACAUUGGACAGGCGCCGUCAAAGCAAUCGAGGACGCCGCAGCCCUUUCCGUGGUCCUACCCCCGUCAACACCCCACAGCCAAAUCUGCGAGCGCCUCAAACUGUAUGAGUCCAUUCGCUACGAGCGGGCUCAUAAGAUUCAGCACGCUUCGAGGAUGACUGGCCAGGACCGUGUAGACGGCAAACCCGAGGUUGACAGUGAGUUGAAAUACCAUCACCACUGA
Molecule: messenger RNA, 1263 nt
Organism: Canariomyces notabilis
Lineage: Eukaryota; Fungi; Ascomycota; Sordariomycetes; Sordariales; Chaetomiaceae
Product: FAD/NAD(P)-binding domain-containing protein
Exons: 5
Coding region: 1-1263 (420 amino acids)
Molecular function (GO): FAD binding; monooxygenase activity
Source: RefSeq, a predicted model, not a curated record